AUGUCCCUAGAAGCAGCAUUAGCAGAAGAAUCCAGCUCAGUGUUGAAAAGGUUGGAUCCUAGACAGACUAAUGUCUCCAGAGUGCGUAAUGCAAAUGAUCGUUCACUAUCACCUCAUAGUCAAUUGAGGUCAACUUCAAGAGGUAGGGACCGUGGUAGAUCAAGUUCUCGUCGUGCCACUUCAAGAGCAAGAUCACAAGGGGAAGAUGUAAACUACAAAUGGUCAAUUUUAUUUCAUGAUCCUUCAGAAAGAUUUGUUAAUUUAGAAAAACCAAAGAAUCGUGGUAAAAAUGAUAUAAAUUCUGAUGACGAAGAUGUUGAUGAAGAUGAUAUUAGUGAAGAAGAACAACUUAGUGAUGAGGAGGACGAUUUUGAUUAUGAUCUGAAUGAUUUAAAAAUGCCCAAUUAUCGCCUGUCAAUUAAUGAGUACUUCAAAGGAAGAUCUGCAACAUCUAAUAAUAGUUCUAAUGCGGCGGCCAAAGGUCCAUCAACAGCCACCAAGUUGGUUAAUAGUGUUGCUAAGAAUUUACAUUUAACUACACAUGAAGACCAACACAUAAAGAAAGAGGGUGAAAAAUUAGAACAGUUGAGUGAAGUAUUAGCAUUGGAGAAAGGUUUACAAGAUGCAAAGAGUUUGGGGAACAAAGUUCCAAAAGAAACCAUUGCUGAAGUUUCCAAAAGACUAAAUGAUAUUGGAUUUGAAGGUGAAAGACUGUCAGUGAAUGACUUGGUUGAGCUAGAGAAUGCUAAAGAUUCCAAAUAUGAAGAAUAUAAAAAGACUUUGAUUGAUGAAUCUAAACUAUCAGAAGUUGAUGCUCAAGACGAUGAUGAGGCUGUGCCUCCAAAGGAAGAAAGAAUUAAAGAAUCAGAGAUUGAUGUCAAUGAAGAAAAUUUAAGAGUUUCAAGAACUAUGACCCUUGGGAGAUUUUUCACUAAAGGUUUAAGAAAUGAUUCAAUAGCUUCUUAUUUACUAUACAUGGAUCUAUCACCAGAAUCAGUCAAUUCAUUACAAUAUACACUCGGUGCAGUUGUUAAAUCUGGUGAUGUUUUAUACAUUAUCAAUUCUGUCAAUGAUGAAGAUGAUAUUGAAUUUUACAAGAGACAAUCUCAAAGGUUGACUGAUCUGAUAAGAAUUUAUUUGAAUCUGAUUCAAGAUCCAAAAUUCAAGUUACAUGUUGUUAUUGAAUCUCUGAAUCAAACUUAUCCAAAACAUUUCUUGAAUGAAUUGAUCAAAUAUUUAAAACCAAGAUUAUUGAUUGUUUGUUAUAAGUUAAUCACAUCUGAACUAAACAACUAUAUAUCUAAUGUUCCAAUGAUGAUUGUCAAGAGAAGAGCAAAGAGAAGAAGAUCUGCUGUUUAG
Messenger RNA from Hansenula anomala, 1359 nucleotides. RefSeq names its product Imp21p (gene IMP21). Lineage: Eukaryota; Fungi; Ascomycota; Saccharomycetes; Phaffomycetales; Wickerhamomycetaceae. The coding region runs from base 1 to 1359 and encodes 452 amino acids. The transcript has a single exon. The record is from RefSeq and is a predicted model, not a curated record.